GUGUCAAGGUUCCAUAGCUAAGCAGGGUUACCUAUGUACGGUCUAUUUUUGUCCAACGGCAUUGUCUAAUUAUCAGAUAGGUACAUACACGCUACACUAGGUAAUGGGCAAAUAGUAUCCGUCGGUGUAUAUAGUUACACAUAGUUACACGGGAGUCGGGACAGUGUCUUGGGCACUUGUGCAAGUGGACCAAAGGCUCGUCAGCCGUCGAUAAUAUACGCAUGCUGCUCACCGUCCUGUGUCCCUUCACUCAGUAAUAAUUCACAGCAUGUCCUUUUCCCUCGAGUUUCCCUAGGAUUUUCCUUCAAAGUUCUCUGCCAGUAACAACCUCCACGAUGACAAAUCUCGGGCCGCUCACCACGAUAUUCACACCCAGCGGCCCAGACUGCGCUUCAACUUUCGCCGGCUUCGUUGAUGAUAAUGCGUGGAUACAAUACGGCGUCGGCGGAUCGGCAUCGUCCGCCUGUCUACCCCCCAAUUUUCGACCUGUUGACCCCUAUUAUUACUCACCUGGAAUAUGUCCCUCGGGCUAUACAACCGCCUGUAACGCUCAGAUAUCUCCAUCAACGGGUACACUUGUGGAAACAGUGGCUACAUGCUGUCCUAGUUCAUAUUCAUGCCGCGACAGCCGCGGUAACGAUCCCUUUGGCUGUUUGUCAUGUUUCACUGGGUGGGAAACCUUCUCGGUCAGCACCUUUUUCUUCUCGACCAACUCAGAUGGAUCGACGACGAGAAUCGACGCCGGAACGACUACCGCAACAUGGUCGAGUAAUUGCGUCCGGGCCUAUGCACCGAUUGUCCAUGUGGCAAGUGGGGAUGUUCUGAUCACCGGCUCGACGGAUUUACCAGCGUCCACCGGUAGCGGCUCUAGCAUACCUACAGCGACAGGCUCGACUUCCACAGCAGAUGAGACGGACUCGCCGAAACUGAGCGCUGGGGCCGCUGCCGGGAUUGGAGUUGGGUGUGGACUGGUAACCAUAGGGCUGAUAGGGGUGAUGGUAUUCGUAUUGAUGCGUCGGCGAAGACGACGGCUGCAGGCCAAUUCUACGGACGAAACCUCUCGAGUCGAUGAGCGCGAUAAACCACAUCCAGAGCUGCUGGUUCCCCCACACCCUCCCACCUACGAGCUGGAUCCGUUCCAAGAACUUCCUCGCCAACUUGAUUCGUUUGAACAUCCGCGUUACGAGCUGAACGCGGAGAGCAAAUAGAUGAUAUUGGUUGGGCUUUCCUAGUAUACCGAGAAAACAUAUCACGAAUACUAUAUGAAUCUUAUUGAAUUCUUUUGUCAUUACGGAAGCGAAGCGGGUAAAAAUGGCUUGUGGGGCGGUUGCGGUACUGGAUAUUCAUGUAGAUGCAUUUGAGAGCGACCUCCUUAGCGAUAGCAAGAUGUAAAUUCCCAGAUUUGAUUACUUUUAGGUUUUCAAGCUUGAACAUUUACAUAAUACUUAUACAUAUAAGAUAUCACGUACCUCCAGCUAUUUUCUUUUCAUAUGUGCUAUCCAAGCCAAGUUAAAAAACAGGCUGAUAUCAAGGGAGCGUCAAACUCAAAGAGCCAAUGUGGGCUAAGUGACACUCAGCGACUACAACGCCAAUACGUCACAUAUAAUUGAAUAAAAAUACACGAUGUUCUCCACUCGAACUAAUACCUUGCCAUAAUUUCUUAGAUUUUAUAUGCAAUUGAUACCACUUAAUCUGGUAUCAUAUACCAUAGAUGACGCCAAAUCUACAUGGGGGAUAGUAUACGC
Messenger RNA from Hypoxylon fragiforme, 1745 nucleotides. RefSeq lists its product as uncharacterized. The transcript has 3 exons. Bases 336 to 1208 code for a protein of 290 amino acids. The record is from RefSeq and is a predicted model, not a curated record. Lineage: Eukaryota; Fungi; Ascomycota; Sordariomycetes; Xylariales; Hypoxylaceae.